GAACGACAGUAUAUAAAGCAGCAACUUCAUUCCACCCAACUAACCAAACAAUCUUGGAUAACCCUUCCCUUCUCUAAACUGCGACAUCGUUUCUUUAACUACUCCAUCAAGGUCGUAUUGUCUUGGCCAAGAAAAAUCUUCAUAUCUUGCAAACUAUUUGAUACCUUCGAUACCUGAGGUAUCGUCAACUUCGAAAUGGACAUCCACCCGGUUUCGGAUUCAAGCCGUGAUGACGCUAGCUACGAACCCGAAACGACAAGAUCUUCACCGGCUGUCGGCAGGUCUGAGUGCAGAUUCAAUUCGGAACGAGGCGGCGAUGUGCGAUCUUCUAUGCCGUUGAUGUCAACGAUAUUUUGAGAGGCAUCGCUUCGAAAGAAAAAGACCGCUUUAUCCGCUUUGUAGCGAGUGUAGGCUUACGCGCUGUUUCGGAAUGUCCGUAGAUUCAAAUUCACCUCUUCAACAAGACGUCCAACACAAUACGUCUACGAAAUGCGGGGGGUCUGAACAUACUGAUCGCCACAGGAGCCCACGCCAACCACGAACAUAUCUUACCCACACCUGUCCGUCUUACAACAAACUCAGUCCACUAGGACCUGGAGAUUCUUCUUCUUUGGCUCUAUUACGAGAGUUUUUCUCGCGGCCUGACGACGAGGAAGGAUGCACGGAUUUUUCAAGGGAAAGAUUCACCCGUCGUCCGCCAAACUCACCUGGUCAUAGUGAGAUGCCGGAUCAGCACAAGAGUGGAUUGAAAGAUGGAUCACCUUCAAUGCAGAACCGUCCUCAGCUCUCUAGCUCUGCACCACCUAGUCGACCAGAAGUCCUCACACCUAAAAUGCAUCGCCCGCCAUCAUGCACUAUGUCUGAGACUAACAUGGACCGUAAUACCCAGAACUUCUCUAUCCGUAGACUCCAUCCAAAAAGCGAAUUACGUCCGCCAGCUAUCCCACGAUUCCGAAGCAAAUCAAACUCCACAUACGAGGGGCGAAGUCAAGAAGGUGAAGACGUCAGUGCGCCAGUUGCAAGCAGCUCUAGAGAUGUUCCAAUGAUGAGACCCGUACCAAGGCCAAAGAAUUUGAUAAGAAAACACGGAGGUGAAUCGGAUACAUUCAGAUGUCCAAAUUGUAACAGAAGAUGUAAGAGUUCAAUCAGCUACGAAAAACAUGAUGCUUCUUGCACACAUCGUAUGGGUCCAUUGAGACUGGAGUGUAGGUUUUGCGGAAGGCCCUAUACCUAUGUGGGCUAUCUGUCCAAACAUGAAGCAGACUGCCAAAAAAUUGAUCCUCGUGAGCGGGUACUGUGGGGGACGCGUGUCCUUCACGAGAGUGAUAGCCUCUGACAGACGCGGUGCUCUUGUUUGAUAUCAUAGACUUCUUGGCCUGUUGCGAGAUGUGUAAGCUCUUGGGUUGUUGUAUUUAUAGCGGUCUUGCUUUUUUUUGUAUGUUCCAUCCUCUCCAUUAUCUCCAUUGAACAUGUUAUCAUUGUACAUUGGCCUUACACCUCUGUCAAUACCCGAAACCAUUAGAGAAGGCUUCAUUCUUUGAGUUAGGUUGUCUUUCCGGUCUCACACCCUCAUACUACCUAGCAAACGAGCCUAAAUAAUUCUCUUCAAUAUCUAAUUAUCUAAUAGGGGGUUUCAAGUCGCGGCUUUUACGUUUUUUUGCAGUAAAAAAAGUUGUCUGUUGUUGCAAAAUAUGUUGUAAAUUCUAAAAGUUC
Melampsora larici-populina 98AG31 is the source of this 1713-nucleotide messenger RNA. RefSeq lists its product as uncharacterized. The transcript is spliced from 9 exons. The record is from RefSeq and is a predicted model, not a curated record. Lineage: Eukaryota; Fungi; Basidiomycota; Pucciniomycetes; Pucciniales; Melampsoraceae. Bases 431 to 1336 code for a protein of 301 amino acids.